Molecule: messenger RNA, 1101 nt
Organism: Orycteropus afer afer
Lineage: Eukaryota; Metazoa; Chordata; Mammalia; Tubulidentata; Orycteropodidae
Gene: FUT1
Product: fucosyltransferase 1 (H blood group)
Exons: 1
Coding region: 1-1101 (366 amino acids)
Biological process (GO): carbohydrate metabolic process
Cellular component (GO): membrane
Molecular function (GO): galactoside 2-alpha-L-fucosyltransferase activity
Source: RefSeq, a predicted model, not a curated record
AUGUGGCCCCCCAGCCGGCGUCACCUCUGUCUGGCCUUCCUAGUAGUCUGUGUUGUCUCAGCCGGCUCCUUCUUCCUCCACAUCCAUCAAGUUCUCUUUCCAAGUGGCCUAGACCUGUCUGUGCUGUGUCCCUACCGCUGCCUGGGGGUGGCCCCUGUGGCCAUCUUCUGCCUCUCCGGCACACCAGCGACUGGCGGCCCCUCCUGCCACUCUCCCCCGCGCCCUGCGUCCCUCUCCGGAACCUGGACCAUCUACUCCGACGGCCGGUUUGGUAACCAGAUGGGCCAGUAUGCCACCCUGUUUGCCCUGGCCCAGCUCAACGGCCGUCAGGCCUUCAUCCUGCCCGCCAUGCACGCCGCCCUGGCCCCCGUGUUCCGAAUCACCCUGCCCGUGCUGGCGCCUCAGGUGGACAGCCGGACCCCUUGGCGAAGUCUGCAGCUGCACGACUGGAUGUCUGAGGAGUACACCCACCUCAAGGACCCGCACUUGAAGCUGUCUGGCUUCCCUUGUUCCUGGACCUUCUUCCACCACAUCCGGGAACAGAUCCGCGGGGAGUUCACGCUCCAUGAGCACCUCCGAGAGGAGGCCCAGAGCGUGCUGAGGCCGCUCCGCCUGUACCCCACAGGGGCCCCCCCGAGCACCUUCGUGGGGGUCCACGUGCGCCGUGGGGACUACCUGGAGGUCAUGCCUCAGCGCUGGAAGGGCGUGGUGGGUGACCGCGCCUACCUCCAGAAGGCCAUGGACUGGUUUCGGGAGCGGUAUGAGGCACCCGUCUUCGUGGUCACCAGCAACGGCAUGAAGUGGUGUCAGGAAAACAUUGACACGUCCCGGGGGGACGUGGUCUUUGCCGGCAACGGGCAGGAGGGUUCGCCGGCGAGGGACUUUGCUCUGCUCACCCAGUGCAACCACACUAUCAUGACCAUUGGCACCUUUGGCUUCUGGGCCGCCUACCUGGCUGGAGGAGACACCAUCUACCUGGCCAACUUCACCCUGCCGGACUCUGACUUCCUGAAGAUCUUUAAGCCAGAGGCUGCCUUCCUGCCUGAGUGGAUGGGCAUUGCUGCAGACUUGUCUCCAGUCCGGGGACACUUUCUGGAAUAG